This is a messenger RNA of Venustampulla echinocandica, 1029 nucleotides long. RefSeq names its product Succinyl-CoA ligase [ADP-forming] subunit alpha-1, mitochondrial. Bases 1 to 1029 code for a protein of 342 amino acids. The record is from RefSeq and is a predicted model, not a curated record. Gene Ontology annotation, cellular component: mitochondrion; succinate-CoA ligase complex (ADP-forming). Gene Ontology annotation, molecular function: succinate-CoA ligase (ADP-forming) activity; succinate-CoA ligase (GDP-forming) activity. The transcript is spliced from 4 exons. Gene Ontology annotation, biological process: tricarboxylic acid cycle. Lineage: Eukaryota; Fungi; Ascomycota; Leotiomycetes; Helotiales; Pleuroascaceae.
AUGCAAUUACCACUUUGCACCACGUCAGCUCCAAGAGUCCUCCACCUCAGUUCGUUGGGACGCUCUUGUCGUUCUUGCACUCGCCAGUAUUCGACGAAGCCAGUCCGUCGGUCCCUUUCAUAUGAUUAUGAUACUAUUCAAAACCUGCACAUUGACAGCAACACCCGUUUUAUCUACCAAGGUUUCACUAGCAAGGCUGCAACCAGUAACGCCAAAGAUACCAUCGAAUAUGGCACGAAGGUGGUUGGAGGCGUCUCGCCAGGAAAAGGAGGCAGUACACACCUUAAUCUACCCGUCUUUAACACAGUCCGAGAAACUAUGACGACUGUCAAACCCCAUGCCAGUGUUGUAUUUGUGCCAGCUGCAUUCGCGGCGAAGGCCACUGAGGAGGCCAUUGAGGCCGAGAUCCCUCUAGUGGUUUCUGUCGCGGAGCACAUCCCAGUGCUAGAUAUGCUUAGAGUGCAAGAUAUUCUACGAACGCAGUCGAAAACGAGACUCGUAGGUCCCAAUUGCCCUGGAAUAAUUGCACCAGGACAGUGCCGAAUUGGAAUCAUGCCGUACAAGCAGUACAUGAAAGGCAAUAUUGGAAUUGUAAGCAAGAGUGGCACGCUAAGUUAUGAAGCCGUCGGGGCGACCACCAAUGCUGGUCUGGGACAGAGCAUUGUUUGCGGGAUGGGUGGAGAUAUGUUGCCAGGGACAAGUCUCGUUGACGGCCUGCGACUUUUUUUCACGCACGAGCAAACCGAAGGCAUAAUCGUCAUUGGAGAAAUAGGAGGUAGAGCCGAGUUUGACGCGGCAGAUCUCAUCAAAGAAUACAUUGCAUCGACCCCGAAUCCCAAACCGAUUAUUGCAAUGGUAGCGGGCCGGACGGCACCGCCAGGGAAGACGAUGGGCCAUGCUGGCGCAUUACUAUCACCUGGAGAAUUUGGCGCGGAAGCCAAAGCCCAAGCUUUGGCAGCUGCGGGUGCCAUCGUGGUAGAGCACCCCGGGUUGAUGGGACCAAAAAUGCGCAGCUUGUUGGGUAUGUAA